UUGUUUCGCGCCGCGCUCUAGACCGCGCGCGCCCGUGCCAUCCGCGCUCGCGCUGCCAGACCGCGCACCCGACCGAACCCGACCCACGAACGACCGAAACUUGAACUCUCCGACCUUCGUCUCUGAAGCUAAAUCACCGAAACGAGCUCUCAGGAAAGCGUAUAAGCUCUUUCCGUUUAUUUAGACUAGAUUCUAAUAAUAAAUCCCAAGUGUAGUGAAAUGAAACGUAAUUUCAGUGCGACAGAUUGCCAAGUUUGCACAGGGAUUGACGCUAUUCUGUGAUAAAUUUUAUAGUGAUUCGGGUAAACAAGUGAAGACUUUGUGUUGGGUGUUGUUUUAUUGUUUUGUGACUGAAGAGUGAGUGGAAAAUAUUGAAAAUGGUGCGCGGCAGGUUUUCUACUUCGGAUGUACCAGCAAUGGGCGUGACCUUCGGCGGAGGGCUGCAGCACUCGCGCUCGGCCGUGCUGUCGGCGCAGGUGCCGCCGCACUACCGGCCCGUGAUGCCCGUGCACGCUCUCCUCAACAGCGCCUCCAGCGGCCACGUGGCGCAGGGUCCACGUGUCCACUUUAAGCUGCAGCCGCAGCAGAACUUCCCAGAGAAGAAGAAGUCCCCUCCCUCCUCCCUUUCCAACGGGAACGGGAAGAGCAUUCGUCCGCAGUUCAUGCCCGGCCUGAAGAGGUCCAAGUCGCUCACGUCAGCUGAUGCCUUAGCGAGCGGCAUGGCGGCGUUAGGACUGGCGGCCGAUGCUGGGGACCUGGGCAACUUCCCGCAGGAGAUUCAGGAGUGCAUCGACAAGGCACUAGAAGACCCGAACUCCGUAUGCGCUCGCACACUAAUGGACGCCGUGGGGCACCUGGUGUCUCGCGCCGUGGAGUCUCCGCGCUACGCGCUGCCGGCGGCGCGGCGCUGCAUCGCCGUGGUGGAGCGCGAGCAGACCGAGACCUUCCUCGAGUCGCUGCUCAACACGUGCCAGCAGUGGUACCACGACCGCGAGAAGCUGCUGGGCACGAUCGUGGGCGGAGGCCGGCCGCGCCUCAUGGCGUUCCUGUCGUUCCUACUAGAGAUGUACUGCCAACUACGACGUCGAGCCAUCCAGCGACGCGGGGCGUCAGCACAGCCAGGACACGUCUUGCUCACGCUUAUCUGCAAGUGUUGUGAGGAUUGCAUCCGCCAGCCUGUGCCUUCUGCUGGAGACACGGAGAACUUGUUCUUCGUGCUGACGUACAUCGGGCGCGACCUGGAGCAGGCGCUGCCGGGCGACCUGGAGCGGCUGCUGACGGCGGUGCGGGACGCCUUCCUCAACACGCACGCGGCGCCGUCCACGCGGCGCACGCUGCUGCAGCUCAUCGAGCUGCACGCCAGCCGCUGGCAGCUGCCCGGCUGCGCCGUGCUCUACUACUACCCCUCCUCCAAGUAGGUAGAUAGUAGAUAGUGUUCUGAGGCGCGUCUGCUUAGGUCACUGUGAGGAAAUUUGCGGGAUUCCGAAAUUUUCAAGGGGGAAAGAAAGUCUUAACUCUUAAAUGCACGGUUUGACAUGCCUAAUAACCAUACGUCGGGGUUUUGGGAGCAGGAAUGAAUUUGUGUAUCUGUAACUCUGUUUAUAGUCAUUUGAAUUACUGAAAUAUAUAUUAAACUGUGUAACUGGCUCCAAAUGUACCUAGAAAUGUUAAAGUAAUCUUUAUCUUUUAUCGUUUUCACCAUUUUUGGGCUAGUGUAAAUCAUUCCCGCUCCCAAAACCCCGAUGUAUGCUAAUAACGUAAAAAUUGAAAUCCGUGUCAAAAACUUGAUAAAAAAUUGACAUCGAUCUAUAUCUAGUUGUCAUUUUGGAUACUGUAGUUUUUGAUACCGUAUGCGUUUAAGGGUUAAAAAAUUCUGUGAAAACUUUUUGGAAGCUAUUUGCGAACUGCACAUCUCUAGCGCAGAUGUUGGGAAGCAAAUUUUAAGGCUACGCGCUUAAUUCGAGUUGCGACCCCGUCGUAUUUACAUGAAGAUCCUUGUUGACAGUCAAAUGAUACGCAUAAUAAACGUAAGUGCGUAAAGUGCCCGAUUCGGUCUUUGGUCUUAGUGCAUACUAUAGGUACUGCUACCGGAGUUACCGGACAAGUAUACCACUUUAGCAAAAAGUGUUUUUAUGAACUAUUUCUACUAGUGCCUCUAUGUAUUGUAAUGCAGGCAUGAAACUGCUGCAAGCUCAGAUCGAGUGCCUUUUAAGUAUGUUAAGCAUUUUCAGCACUUUCAAGAUAUUGAACACAAGUUUCCAACGGAAACAUGUAUGAAAUAUCUUCUUCGAAAGUGCGAAAGUGGACUGUAUAAUACAUUAAAUUAGUUAUAGGUGGAUUAUAUAAAGGGAGAAGAUAUAUGCCUUAAAAGUAUUAAAAAGUACGUGUAACAUAGGUAGUUGACAAAACGGUGUACACUACUGUACGGUCCCCGCAUAGUAUUUGGUGCAUUGCAUCCUUUGUCGUUUAUUUUCUAACUCUAGGUACCUAUUGCCAUCUCUGUAGUAUGCCUCUCGCUUUUUGUAUACUUGUGCCGUAUAUAGCUUUCUUAGUUAUUCAAUAAUAGCUAUCUUGAAAAUUUUACUACGUACUAUUUAAGAAAUUAAUAAAAGUUAGUAAUAUUUUCAAGAUGAGCACAGAUGGUUUAAUUAUGGAAUUCAUAUUUUUAUUUUAUUCCCUAAAUGAUAAGUGGUUCAGUAGCUUAUGUAAUAAGCAAUUUUUGUUUUAACCAUUUCCUUUUUAUUUUGACUGAGAUUAGCGCAAGAAUUUCAAUGUUAAUUAUGCUUGUGAUAUUAUUUAAAUUUAAGUUAUAGUAGGGUCUAUUUAUUUCUGUCCUAACCAAAGACUGUAAUGGCGUCACAAUGUCUUAUUAACAAGUAUUAAUCAAAAGAAUAGUUGUUGAAGCUGGACCAAAAUUUGUUUUGUGUAUUUUUUACCACACUUGUUUAGAGAUAAGUGAUACCAUAGUACUUUUAAGUUCACAUUUACUUGAGUUAACAAGCACAAUUACCCCCAUCAUAUAAACGUUCACUAUAAAGUUAUCAAGCCGAUAGAGUUCGUUUGUCCCUUUCUAUCACACCAAUACGUUCGACAGGGACAAACAAACUUUAUCGGCUUGAUAACUUUAGUGAAAGUUUAUGAAUAAGGGGGUUAGGAGGCAUUUAUCUGAUUGUAACAUUGAUAUCAUAUCAAAACAAAGUAAAUUCAGUUGUGUUAAACAUUGAGUAAAAAAAAAAAAAAAUUACUGCUAUUUUGUUAUCCAGUGGUGAAAUGGAUGUGAUAAUAAAACAAAAUAACAAGUAAAAAAAAAAUGAAACCUCUUUAGUGUGCAUACUGUGAAUACAUCUAAGUCGUCUAAGUGUGCGUAUUGUUUGUUGAUUAACAAUAUUUAUAUGCAAGGUUCAACUGAAUUUGUUUUGAUAGUUGGCUAUCAAUGUUACUUGUGGUUUCCCACAAUGAAAAUCGGCCAGCAUGACUAUGUAGAAAUGUAUAUGAUUGUUUAUUAUUUGUAAAAUAAUUAUGAACUUAGCGAAGCAAUGUCAACUUUUAAGUAUUACUGUACCACUUUUUAUUAUUAUGUGUAGGACUUGUAUGAGUCUUUAGUGAAUGUUGUAAAUUCAUGUUAGUUGAUUCACAAUAUAAAUUAUAUGUUAGAUUAACAUAUAAAACAAAAGACCAUAACUGUUCAUUACAUAUUACUAUGCAUUCUUAGCAGGUUAAGGUAUGAUUUAUAUAUAAAAAAUGUAAAAACAUAAAAAAAUGGUGCUAACAUAUUGAUAUAAUUGUUUCUGAGUUUCGGGCAAUAACCUGUUCCCGAUAACUAUAAUUUUGUACCUAGGUAAACCAAUAAAAAUAUUUACAUACAAUUUGUA
Molecule: messenger RNA, 3872 nt
Organism: Leguminivora glycinivorella
Lineage: Eukaryota; Metazoa; Arthropoda; Insecta; Lepidoptera; Tortricidae
Product: CBP80/20-dependent translation initiation factor
Exons: 6
Coding region: 378-1418 (346 amino acids)
Biological process (GO): regulation of translational initiation
Cellular component (GO): cytosol
Molecular function (GO): translation activator activity; protein binding; RNA binding
Source: RefSeq, a predicted model, not a curated record